Messenger RNA from Chanos chanos (milkfish), 1026 nucleotides. RefSeq names its product GA binding protein transcription factor subunit beta 1 (gene gabpb1). The coding region runs from base 1 to 1026 and encodes 341 amino acids. The record is from RefSeq and is a predicted model, not a curated record. Gene Ontology annotation, cellular component: nucleus. Gene Ontology annotation, molecular function: protein binding; transcription cis-regulatory region binding. Lineage: Eukaryota; Metazoa; Chordata; Actinopteri; Gonorynchiformes; Chanidae. The transcript has 6 exons. Gene Ontology annotation, biological process: positive regulation of transcription by RNA polymerase II.
AUGUCUUUGGUGGAUUUGGGGAAAAAGUUGCUGGAGGCAGCUCGUUCAGGACAAGACGAUGAGGUUCGCAUUCUGAUGGCCAACGGAGCGCCGUUCACCACAGACUGGUUGGGCACGUCUCCCCUGCACCUGUCGGCUCAGUAUGGCCAUUACUCCACCACAGAAGUGUUGUUAAGGGCAGGUGUCAGUCGGGAUGCGAGGACCAAAGUGGACAGGACCCCCCUACACAUGGCCGCCUCAGAAGGCCACGCCCGCAUUGUGGAGGUGCUGCUGAAGCACGGGGCUGACGUCAACGCUAAGGACAUGCUGAAAAUGACUGCUCUCCACUGGGCCACAGAGCACAGCCACAGAGACGUAGUGGAACUGCUCAUUAAGUAUGGAGCUGACGUCCAUGCCCAGAGCAAGUUCUGCAAAAAUGCUUUGGAUAUUGCACUCGACAACGGCAAUGAAGAACUCGCUGAAAUACUUCAGGUGUCCAUGCAAAACCAAAUAAACACAAACCCAGAGAGCCCAGACACAGUGACCAUUCACGCAGCGUCUCCACAGUUUAUUAUCGGUCCAGGGGGCGUGGUCAAUCUCGCUGGGCUGGUGUCCCCCGGCCACACAGGCAAAUCAGCCGGUAUGUUUACACAUGCAUUUAUCUUGGUUUUUUGCUUGGCAGACAGAAGGAUUGGAGUAAUCAAUUUGUUCUCAUGUUUUUGUCUUUUUCUGGCCCCAGUGUUGGCAGCAGAAGAGGUGGUGACCGCAGAUUCAGUGGACGGAGCCAUUCAGCAGGUGGUCAGCUCAGGUGGGCAGCAGGUCAUCACCAUAGUAACAGAUGGCAUUCAGCUUGGCAGUCUGCAGACAGGUGGCGGAAUCGCUCAGCCGAUCAUUGUGACCAUGCCAGACGGACAGCAAGUGUUAACUGUCCCAGCGACAGACGUAGCUGAGGAGACGGUGAUCAGUGAGGAGCCCUCAGUCAAGCGACAGCGCAUCGAAAUCGUGGAAAAUCACGUGGAGAAUAAAGAAAUUGAGGCAAGAACCUGA